Molecule: messenger RNA, 2297 nt
Organism: Ogataea polymorpha
Lineage: Eukaryota; Fungi; Ascomycota; Pichiomycetes; Pichiales; Pichiaceae
Exons: 1
Coding region: 624-2297 (557 amino acids)
Biological process (GO): protein deubiquitination
Cellular component (GO): cytosol; nucleus
Molecular function (GO): cysteine-type deubiquitinase activity; cysteine-type endopeptidase activity
Source: RefSeq, a predicted model, not a curated record
GCGGCUGCUCGACAUCGACGACGGCACGCUGACCGUCGACCAGGAGGCCGGGAUAACGCUUUGCCUCGCGCUGGGGCCGCAGACUGUGCUGGCCGCGCUGUCGUAUCUUGAAAACGGCAACUGCGAGAUUCGCCGGUUCCGGAGCGAGACACUGGUCGUCAUCACAUGCAAUGCGCGGUACUUGGUCGAUCUUGAACGCCGGUUUUGCUGCUGUCGGGAAAAACUCGAGCAGGAUUUGGCCCAGCGUGAGAGCUGGUGCAGCCAUCUAGUCUGUGGCGAGCUGGCCAAAAUACACAGAGACAAGCUAGUGGCGCAGAAUCUGGUGGCGGAAAGGGACGUGGCGGAUCUGGGCGAGUGGGCCCAGCUACAUGUAGAGAGCGUGGUGAGCCUGGCCAAGGGCGCACCGUAGGGGUACCUAUAAUUCUGUGUUUGGCUGUGUAGAGGUGUGGUAAUUUGAAAAAUUUUCGACCCACCACAAGCCAAAAAAACUGAAAAAUCUCUUGUUGAACGGGACCCAAACAUGCAAAAUAUCUAAUUCUCAGUAAUAAAUAUUGGAAUUUGAUUGCAUCUAUAGAACAGACUUUCACAUAUUAGCAUCUUCACUCGCAUGUCCAUAGCAGAAAAUGUCCGAACACCAUACUGAUCCCAUUGCACACCUAUCAGAGCCGGACAAGGCGAAGUUUGAGGACCAUCUUGUCAGAUCCAGCAGUUUCCGGUUCAAGUGCUCCACGCGCUCAGGAAAGCGGUACACAAUCGAGUUCCCAAGGUAUUUUGGCACAGACGAGGAGGAGUUUACCAAGUUUCGAUGGAGGGCGUUCGCCAACAGACGAGCGGUCACUGCACCACCGCCAAAGCCCAAAUGGAGUACCACAACCGCCACAGUCAAACCUGCCACCAUGAAGUGGAGCUCUGUGGUCCAGGAAGGCCUUGAGAUCAACAAGAAGCCCAAUGGGGCGGUGCCGGCGUCGAUCGCCGCUGAUGCCACCCUGAAACCGCUGGGUGUUGUUCUUUUACGGUUCAUGUACGAUACGCAACACCUCCCACAGUACGCCGGCCUGGCGCCGCACGGCCUGGCCAACAACGGCAACAUCUGCUACAUGAACGCAAUUUUGCAGGCGCUGUUUGCGUGCAGGCCGUUCAGCCAGAUGCUCACUGCUGUCCGUCACCUGAGUCUAGGCCGGCUCGAGUCGCACACGCCUAUCAUGGACGCCCUGGUGGCCUUGCACGACGCCUUCAACAAGUCCUCGCCAGAGGUUCUCACGCCUACGGGAUUCUAUGCCAGCAUCGCCAGACUGCCCCGGUUCAGCCAUCUCAAGUGGGGCAGACAGGAAGACGCAGAGGAGUUCCUGGGGUAUCUCCUGGACGGGCUGCACGAGGAGUUUGUGGACAGCAUUAAACGCUUGGCUGAGAGCGACAUCGCCGAUCUGAGGGCCUCCAUCAAGGACCCGCAGACACUCAAGACUUUGAACUCUGCGCUGGAAAUGAUCAAGACGGGCCAAAUCAACGGAUCGACAGAGAAAGAGGACAAUGGUUGGAUGGAGGUCGGCGCGAACCAGAAGAUGGCAGUGAAAAGACAAGUCGAUGUCAAGCCGUCGCCCGUUGUGCACAUGUUUGGCGGCCAUUUCCGCUCUGUUCUGCAGGUGCCAAACAGCAAAAAAUCGUCCAUCACAUUGGACCCGUUCAUGCACGUGCAGCUCGAAAUCAGCGACAAGGACAUCAACAACCUGUACACUGCGUUUGAAAAGUUUGCCACGGUGGAAGAGAUCUCGUACGGAGACCAGACCGCCAAGAAACAAAACCUCAUCGACAAGCUCCCAACCGUUCUCAUCAUCCACCUCAAGCGGUUUUCGUUUGUGGCCAACGACGAAAGCAACGAGGACUUCAACGACUACGAGAUCGUCUCUUCGAAACAGCGCAGGAACAAAACCUCUGCAUCGCAAACUUUACCGCCUGUCCCUACACAUACAAAGACCCCUGAAACAGGCGGCCGCAUUGAAAAACUGCACAAAAAAAUUGAAUACCCUCACAGGCUCACGUUGCCUGCCUCCUGUAUAUCCCCAAACGUCAUGGAGGAGCCUACAUACCGGCUCACGGCCGUGGUUUACCACCACGGCCGUUCCACAGAAGAGGGCCAUUACACUGCGGAUGUUCUGGGAGCAGACGACAGCUGGACUCGUGUGGACGACACCCUUGUAACACGUAUCAGCGCCGAGGAUGCUGUCGAAAACGGCCAUGGCGGCGGGGCCACCAACGGUAAGAGCGCGUACAUCCUAAUGUACGAAAAGGCAGGUGUGUAA